Anolis carolinensis (green anole) is the source of this 1667-nucleotide messenger RNA. It is a transcript of the gene necab1, whose product is annotated as N-terminal EF-hand calcium binding protein 1. Gene Ontology annotation, molecular function: calcium ion binding. Gene Ontology annotation, cellular component: cytoplasm. The coding region runs from base 238 to 1299 and encodes 353 amino acids. The record is from RefSeq and is a predicted model, not a curated record. Gene Ontology annotation, biological process: regulation of amyloid precursor protein biosynthetic process. NCBI's taxonomy places the organism in Eukaryota, Metazoa, Chordata, Lepidosauria, Squamata, Anolidae. The transcript has 13 exons.
GUGCACAUUUCAUAUUCCAGAGACACGUUGGAAUAGUGCCUGUAGGGGCUGGUGACAAAGUGGAUGUUGGGGGGCGAAGGCGAGAGAGAGGCGCGCCUGACGCAGGGAAAGGCGCCGAGGAGCGAAGGGAGCUGCCUGGGAGGGGAAAGUCUUUCCUCCAAAACCAGGGAAGCGCGGACAGCCCUGGGCGGCUCCCAUCCCGGUUGAAGCGCAGCCGCAGCCUCCGAAGAAGCCGGCAUGGAUGCAGGGAGUGGGGGAGAAGCCCCCUCGCCUUCCUCCUCCUCCUCGAGCAACCCCGAGGCCCCCCGCUCCGCCUUGACCAUGACCAAAGGGCUCUCCAUCUUCCAGGAUAUACUGAGAAGAGCAGACAAAAAUGAUGAUGGAAAACUGUCCUUUGAUGAAUUCAAAGCCUACUUUGCUGAUGGGAUCCUUCACAGGGAGGAGCUGCAUGAGUUAUUUCACACUAUCGAUGCACACAAUACAGACAAUCUUGACACUGAAGAACUGUUUGAAUAUUUUUCUCAGUACUUGGGAGAGUAUGAAAAUGUGCUGUCGGCUUUGGAAGACCUCAAUGCAUCUAUUCUGAAGGCAAUGGACACAACAAAGAAGACUUAUCAGGAGGCCUCCAAACUGGAACAGUUUGUGACCAGGUUUUUGCUGAAAGAAACCCUGAAUCAGCUGCAAUCUCUCCAUAAUUCUCUGGAAUGUGCCAUGGAAACAACAGAAGAACAAACGCGUCAAGAAAAACAACGCCCUGCAAAGCCAGAAGUCCUCAAAAUUCAGCAGCCAGGAAAACGUUUAAGUCGACGACUCCAGAGGAAUAACAGUUUUUCUCCAAACAGCCCUCUUCUUAACCAAGGUUGGCUGGAGGAAGACAACCAGUGGAUAACCCAAAUAGACAGACUUCAGAAGCUGAUUGACAGGCUGGAACAGAAGGAGUUAAAGCUUGAACCACUGGAAGAAGAGAUAUCAGAUGGAGACACUAAAUCUCACAUCAUGAUAGUUCAGCGCCAGAUGUCGGUAAUAGCAGAAGAACUAGAGAAGUUCCGAUUUGCUCUGAAGCAGUAUGUAGAUAUUGCCUCUUCUCAGGAUGGAUGUCUGCAUAUUUCCAUUCAGAAACUUUCAAGUGGAUCCCACUUUGUUGUUUAUGAAUUCUGGGAUGACAAUGCCUGGAACAGACACCUGCAGACUAAUUACAGCAAGACAUUCCAAAGGAGUAAUGUGGAUUGCUUAGAAACUCCAGAGCACAUAACAACAAUGCUAGUGCCUGCUUCCUGGUGGGUCCUGAAUAACAACUAGAAGCUUCAUUACAAUUACUUAAUAAUCCGUACAUGACUCCAAAAGAACACUAACAGAAUCAUUGUAAAGUCAAUAAAGUUAACAGAUGACAAGGUUUUACUUCAAUGGACACAGGCUCCCAUUUAAGAACAGAGCUAAACUGUACAAAUUCUCACAGCUGCUUUCAGGAAUGGUGUAAACUGAUCUUUUGUUUCAUAUGACUGUUUUUUGGUUUAUUUAUCUUUUUUAUUAUAAGUGUUAACUAUUUGUAAAGUACUGUAUCUUGUGAAUGUUUAGAAAUCAAGCAGAAUAUAACAUAAUAUUGCUUAUAAUAGUCACUGCUGCAUUUGCUUACUAAUUUGAUGUUCAAUAAAGUCAGCCCAACCACA